AUGGACACAGCAACAAGGUCUACUAGCACCAAUCGACAACGAAGAGGGCCGAAUAGAAGAGAUCGAGCCUCAUUCUAUAUGAGAGAGAGAAACAUGAUGCAUGCAUUGGAUACUCUAUUCGGAUUGGCUCAUACUGGCACCGGUUAUAUUGCAUUUGUAAGAACGAUUGUCAUGUCCAUGCAAUACGAUAACCCCGUCGCAAUGGCAUUUUUAUGCCAUGUUAUAGACAAAUCAGCACUUCCUUCAAAGGAUACCUUACAAAAAAUUGGACCUCUCGUCCUAAGCCUACUAAACAAAAAACCCAGCCGCCUUCGACGUAUGGUGUCACUAAUAACAAAGCGUUGUGGCAUGGAACGUGGAGCAAACAACCGAGAGCUGUUACGUAUGCAGCUCUUUGAUGACAAUGCUACUUCAGCAACCCUGAUGGCUUCGGAUCAAGACCCACAAUCACUUUUGCAUAAAAUAAACGGUGCCAUAGUACUGUCUUUGUUGGCAGAAAAGUUUGCAGGCGAGAUGUGUUUGAUGCUUUGGUCUGAAGACAUAGGAAAAAUGCUCAUGAAAUCGCUGGUGGAUACCCAAGAAGACCUUACAGCUCGGUUAUUUGCAUUGAUUGCAUUAGAAAAGUUUGCUCUAACAGGUGCCGUGAAAUCCGCACUAUUGAGUCAUGAAAUGCCUUUACGAUCAGCGUUACUAGACAUUCUUAUGGAGUGUGAGCAUGCGUAUAAGCGUAUUCGGCGUCGGGCUGUAGGCUUUACCGAUGGAGAUUCUAUUCCGCCCAAGGGACCACUCAGAGAAGAAUGGGCCAAGUAUAUGCAACUAGAGAUGAGUUGUCGCUGGGCUCUCGACCGUGUAUUCAUAGAAAAAAACGUGCUAUCCAGUCCUUGGAACAUUUCACAACUAGGCGUUAUAAUGAAUCCCUUUGAUGCAACACCUUACAUGAAAGUCGGAAUGCAUGGUCUAACUCUACGAAAUGAUAGGCCGCAAUUUGAAUCAGUACGUGCCACUGCUUGUGUUAAAGAUGGAAAAUGGUAUUAUGAAACGUUAGUGCUAACUAACGGUAUCAUGCAAAUCGGAUGGGCUACCAACCGCUGCCGUUUCUCCCCAGACGAUGGUUAUGGAGUAGGAGAUGACCGUAAUGGUUUUGCCUUUGAUACCUACAGAACUGCCAUUUGGGCGGAUGGUUCUGCUGUUUAUCCUCAAAUGGAAUAUAGAGCACGGUGCGAAGCUGGUGAUGUAGUUGGCAGCUUCUUGGAUUUAGAUAAUGGUUUUUGUUCCUUCUAUAUCAACGGAAAGAAUCAUGGACUUACUGUCGAAUUUGAUCAUCCCAAUAAGAGAAUCGAUACUUUAUCUCCUAGAAGCCGUGAAAUAGCCUUAAAGAAAAAAGCAGUCGGUUUAGGGCUCUACCCUGCGGUUAGUCUUACAACUAAUCAGCAUUGUAUGAUUAACUUUGGUGACUGUCCAUGGCUUUAUCCUCCCCCUCUCACCGUUGAAUUUCAAGGUGUUAACAAAGCUGGUAAAUUAGACGACGACUUCAUUAGAAGAGUUCUACGUUGGGAAAAGAAACGAGGUGUAACAACCCAUGGCAAAUCAUACAAGCCUAUGAACAAACCACCAUUACGUCCGCUAGAAGGUGCUGAUGAAACUCCAGUACGGUCUCCAUUGAGUGCAACUAGUGACGAAGAAAAUGGUAUAUCAGAUAAUGAAGAUAAGUAUGACUGGGAUGGACCAUUAUGUACAAUGUGCUUUUCUGAACCCAAAAAUGCUAUGCUACUUCCAUGCAAGCACACUGGUUUCGGUGUACAAUGUGCAAAAAUCUUCAAGAAUUGGUAA
This is a messenger RNA of Mycotypha africana, 1830 nucleotides long. Its product is annotated as concanavalin A-like lectin/glucanase domain-containing protein. NCBI's taxonomy places the organism in Eukaryota, Fungi, Mucoromycota, Mucoromycetes, Mucorales, Mycotyphaceae. The transcript has 7 exons. Gene Ontology annotation, cellular component: cytoplasm. Gene Ontology annotation, molecular function: protein binding; ubiquitin-protein transferase activity. Bases 1 to 1830 code for a protein of 609 amino acids. The record is from RefSeq and is a predicted model, not a curated record.